This is a messenger RNA of Anopheles bellator, 3228 nucleotides long. RefSeq names its product neuroligin-4, X-linked-like. Bases 1 to 3228 code for a protein of 1075 amino acids. Gene Ontology annotation, biological process: synaptic vesicle endocytosis; modulation of chemical synaptic transmission; postsynaptic membrane assembly. Gene Ontology annotation, molecular function: neurexin family protein binding; signaling receptor activity. The record is from RefSeq and is a predicted model, not a curated record. Gene Ontology annotation, cellular component: postsynaptic membrane; synapse; cell surface. Lineage: Eukaryota; Metazoa; Arthropoda; Insecta; Diptera; Culicidae. The transcript is spliced from 15 exons.
AUGCAGGCCCACGAUGGCCCACAGCAGCGAUCCUACCAGCGCCACGGCGACGACGACUACCACCAGCAGCAGCCACAGCCGGAACCGGAAGUGAGCAACGCUAGUGGCACGUGCAGCCGGACAUUUGUACUUGGCACGAAUUUCCCUACCCUCUGGUGGCUCUGGUUGUGGCUCUGCUGCUGCAGCAGCUUCGCCAUCGGUCCGGCCUGGGCCGGCCCGCGCUACAGUUCGCGCAUCGUCGACACCAAGUCCGGCGCCAUCCGGGGCGUCAUCCUCGAGCUCGCCUCGAAGCAUCUUGAACCGGUGGAGGUGUUCAAAGCCGUUCCGUACGCGACGCCACCGACCGGAAGUUUGCGCUUCGAACCGCCGAAGAAGCUGCCACCGUGGAAGGGUACCCGGCUGGCGGACACGUUCGGGUCCGUUUGUCCACAGAGCUUUCCCGACAUCGGCAACCGGACCGCGGCCCUGCUCUCGAUGCCGAAGGGGCGUUAUCAGCAUCUGAAACGGUUGCUGCCGCUGCUGGCCAACCAGAGCGAGGACUGCCUGACGCUGAACAUUUACGUGCCCGGAAGUGGCAGCCAAGGCCUGGAGGCACCGUACGCGAUCUUCUUCUACAUCCACGGCGAAUCGUACGACUGGGGCUCCGGCAACCCGUACGACGGCUCGGUGCUGGCCAGCUACGGUCACGUCAUAGUAGUUACAGUCAAUUUUCGUUUGGGAAUUCUCGGAUUUUUAAAAACUCGUGCCUCAACGUCCGGAGCAGCCACAGCAGCAGCAGGGUCCGGCGGGAAUCUAGGAUUAAUGGACAUCAUCCUGGCGCUGCACUGGGUCCGCGACAACAUCGGCUCGUUCGGCGGUGACCCGAAGCGGAUCACGGUGGUGGGGCACGACACGGGCGCCGCCCUGGCUAAUCUGGUGCUCAUUUCCAAAACCGGAAAAGGACUCGUUCAAAGGGCGGUCCUGCUGAGUGGAUCGGCCCUCAGCCCGUGGGCUUUGAUUCCGGAUCCGGACGCCGUCCGGCUGGAGGUCUCGCAGCAGAUGGCCUGUCAUCUGGUGCCGGGGCGCAACAAUCGGGCCCCGUCGACGGACGACAUCACCGAGUGUCUGCGGGACAAGCCAAUCGAGGCGCUGAUGGGUGUCCGGUUGACCGGCGUCCGGUUUAUGCCGUCCUGGGGACCGUUCCUUCCGCUCGAGGACUCGCUCGACCCGGAGUUCGCCAUGGAGCACUCGGGCGAGGGUUUCAUCACCAGCGAGCUGAUGCUGGGCAUGACGACCACCGAGAGCUACAACGACUUCAGUGCUUCCGACAUCCAGUACGGACUCGAGGAGGACCAGCGGAACCGGCUUCUUCGGACGUACAUCCGUAAUGCGUUCACGUUUCACCUGAACGAGAUCUUCUCGGCCGUGCGCAACGAGUACACCGACUGGGACAAACCGAUCCAGCAUCCAAUCAAUAUCAGAGACUCGACGAUGGAGGCACUGAGCGAUGGCCACACGGUGGCACCGAUCAUCAAGGUGGCCUAUCUGCACGCGCGACGUGGCGCAAAGACGUACAUGUUUCACUUCGGCUACCAGAGCAAGGAGAGCGAGUAUCCGCAGCGUCUGGGGAGUGUGCGGGGCGAGGAUCUGCCGUACGUCUUCGGGUUGCCGCUGGUCCAGGGGGUGCCGUCGUUCCCGCAGAACUACUCCCGCCAGGAUAUGGGUGUCAACGAGGCGGUGCUCAACUUUGUGACCAACUUCUGCAAAACCGGCGACCCGAACGAGGCCGGCCAGCAGCAAGCGCCGCCGUUGCUGCACCCGGACUAUGGCACCGUCAAGGAGCGGACCCGCUUCCGGUUGAUCACGUGGGAAACGUACGAAACGACCACCCAGCAGUAUCUCAGCAUCUCCACGAAGCCAAAAAUGCGCAGCCACUACCGGGGCCACAAGAUGGCACUCUGGUUGAACCUGAUACCGCAGCUUCACCGGCCGGGCGAUCCGGACGUUUCCAUGCGCCAUCACCACUUCCGCGAACGGGAGCCCCACUACUACGCCGGAACGGUGCGUGCGGAGUCCUUCGCCCGGCCGCGGUCACUCUACCAGAACGGCGGUGGGCUGAUCAACGAUGCGCAGGAAUCGCGCCAGGAGUCGUUCGGCACCGAGUGCACCCCGGACCCGACGAUGGGCGAAGUCCUGCAGGAGGCGGGUGCCGGUUCCGGGGCCGAUGGUGCCGGCUCGAACGUGCUGAGCGAAGAGGAAGAGGAGGAGCUGCUGGAGAAGCUUGCCAAUCGGCACUACUACAGUUACACGGCCGCCCUCGGAGUGACGGUGGGUGUCGGGUGUCUGUUGCUGCUGCUCAACAUGUUGAUCUUCGCCGGAAUCUACUAUCAGCGUGACCGCACGAAACGGAAAUCGCAGAGCUCGGCGCAGGCCGCAGGCGUGGCCGGCGGUGGCAGUGGCGCGACGAGCGGGACUUCCGCCUCCGUGUCCGGCAGUAACGCCGGGACGCCAGACGAUUCGGAGAUCCCUCUGACGAGUCUACCGAGUCCUUCGCCGGUGAAAUCGAAACGUUCAAUCGAACCACCGCCGAGCUACGCGACGCUUCCGAAGCAACGUCCGUGCGAUGCCACGUACGGCCUCAACCGGCAGCAGCAGCAGUACCAACAACAACAGGCUAUGUCGUCUCAUAGCAGUGGCGGCCACACGGCCGUGACAAUAACACCGCCAGCCAUCGUUUCCCAGCAUCAUCACCAGACGCUUCCGCGGGCCACCAAAGCACCACUGCCACCGAUCCGGUCCACGACGGCGACGGCCUCCGGUAGUUCGGCGGCCUCAUCGUCCUCUUCCGGGAUGGUUCCGCUGACGUCCAUCCUUGUAAAUAGCGCCAGCACCAGCCACCAUCAGCAUUAUCAGCAGCAGCAACCGGUGGCCGGCGGUGGCGGUGGCUGCAGCAGUGGAAUCAUCACGGUGGAUUUGGUGAACUCGACCAAGACAUCCGGAACGGGCGGGAACGGAAGCCCCCCGGGCCAGUCCACCAUCGGUGGCCAUCACCACCACCAUCAUCACCAUCAUCACGCGCUCCAUCAUCAGAGCGGCUCAUCAACGACGACGACGGCGACGACGGCGACGACGAACGGACCACCACUGGCAGGGCCGAAUCCGGGGUGCUCCGCACCGUCCGGGACGGGUGGCCAUCAGAACAGCUCCACGCUGAAGAAACGCGUCCAAAUCCAGGAAGUGACCGUAUAG